Symbiodinium sp. CCMP2456 is the source of this 465-nucleotide messenger RNA. The record is from the annotation of a GenBank genome assembly. Lineage: Eukaryota; Dinophyceae; Suessiales; Symbiodiniaceae.
ACCAAGGUUUGCCUUUCUAAAGGCUUUCCUGCUGGACAAGGAUCAGUUGGCCACCAUCACGGUGUCGCCGUACUUCGAGGAGCUUUCGGAAAACAAAGAAAAGGAGACCUUUGAAGAGUUGCCAUUGGCGCUCAUCAAAGAAAAGUACGAGCACUUACCUGGGGGACCAAAGCUGAUCGCCGACAUUCUCGCGAUUUAUAAAAUCUUCAAGAAUGUGGCUACAAGCAGCGCCAACAUCCACAGAGUGGGCAGCAAAACAACAGGAACAAAGACAGCGUCGACGAACAAGGCGGAGCGCACCGCCAUUGCGGAGGCGAUCGAGGGAAAGGUUGCCGACAUGACAAAGAUGAUAACGGGCUCGGCAAGCGGUGCCAAAGGCAAAGGCCGUGGAAACGGAAAGAGUAAGGGGAAGAAGGAACUGACCGCGGAGGAGGCUGAAGCCAAGGCCUUUCAGAAAGACUUGCA